This is a messenger RNA of Pseudozyma hubeiensis SY62, 1542 nucleotides long. Its product is annotated as short chain dehydrogenase/reductase. The transcript is spliced from 4 exons. Bases 1 to 1542 code for a protein of 513 amino acids. NCBI's taxonomy places the organism in Eukaryota, Fungi, Basidiomycota, Ustilaginomycetes, Ustilaginales, Ustilaginaceae. The record is from RefSeq and is a predicted model, not a curated record.
AUGCCCGAGCUCGGCGCUCAGCGCCUCUUCUCGCUCCACGGCAAGAUCGCGCUCGUGACCGGUGGCGGUACCGGUAUCGGCAAGAUGAUCGCAGCCACCUACAUCCGCAACGGUGCCAAGGUGUACAUCGCCAGUCGAAAGCUUGCAGACCUGCAAAAGGUUGCUGAGCAGCUGAGCAAGCUCGCGCCCAGCGAUCCUGAGGGCAAGAAGGGGCUCUGUGUGGCGCUCCAGGCCGACGUCGGCAGCAAGGCCGGAUGCGAUGCGCUCGCUGACCAGGUCAAGAAGGCCGAAUCCAGACUCGACAUUCUGGUCAACAAUUCGGGUCUCACCUGGGGUGCACCCAUGGUCGACUUCCCCGAAGACAAGGGCUGGAACAAGGUGUUUGACCUCAACGUCAAGAGUCAGUUCUACCUCACCGUUGCGCUGUUGCCGCUGCUCGAAAAGGGAAAGAGCAACCUCGAGCACGCAACGGUUCUCAACAUUGCUUCUACCGCUGCUAUCGUGCCCCUUGCUGAAGGCGGUCUCUCUGCUCCCGGUAACGGCACCUAUUCUUACCAACCAUCCAAGGCUGCAUCGCUGCACCUCACCAAAGUGCUCGCCAACUCGCUCGCCGAGAGGUUCAUCAUGGUCAACGCCAUCUGCCCCGGUGUGUUCCCCUCGCGCAUGACCGCGUACGGUCUCGAGGAGAACCGCGACCUGCUCGAAGGCAUCCAGCCCACCGGUCGUGUGGGUACGCCCGAGGACAUUGGCGGUGUCGCCAUGUUCUUUGCGUCUCGUGCAGGUGCUCACUGCACCGGUACUGGUAUCGUUGUUGACGGCGGUCAGAGCAUUCAGUUCCAGCCUCGCCUGGACGCAUUGGACAAGCAAAGCAUCGGAACCGAAGAGGUUGCGUCAGCGAUCGUCGCUAUGCUGCAAAAAGAGCUAGAACGUGAUUGCGUCCUCACCUCUCUUGACAAACUCGGCGAGAUCGAGCUUGGCCUGGAUCUCCUUUUCAUCGGUAAGGGACGCAGUGACUUCAACAUGGACCGCUUCAAACAAGACUCUGAGCUUGACGAGGCGACCAAAGCCGAGACCGCCGAUGCCCUCGCCAAAUCGCGCCAGUUCCUCACCUCACGUCUUCUGCCCGACCUCGAUCGCGCAAAUCGUGACCACCAAAGCCUCGUCGCCCAGAUCGACGAGUACAAGAAGCUCCGCGAAACGCUCAGAUCACUAGACACCGACGAAACUAGUAUCAAGCACUCAGUCUCGAAACACAAGGAUGCGGUGUUGCUCGCAGAUAUCGGCGGAGGAGUCGCUGCAGAGACACAACUCGUGCACGAUGAGAACCCCAUCAUCUCGCUCGGUCUCGCCAACUUCUACGCAGAGCUCACCAACAGAGAAGCAAGAGCCUUCAUCACCAAGAAGCUGUCCUUGCUCGAAACCAAACGCGAUCGAGCAAUAGACAAGCUCGCCAAGAUCGAGGCUCAUAUUCACCUUACUUCCACCUCGAUUACGCAGCUCGACAAUCUGCACCGCGGUGGUUCAAUUGUUGACGAUGUGUAG